Molecule: messenger RNA, 1882 nt
Organism: Dendrobium catenatum
Lineage: Eukaryota; Viridiplantae; Streptophyta; Magnoliopsida; Asparagales; Orchidaceae
Product: probable 4-coumarate--CoA ligase 2
Exons: 6
Coding region: 98-1777 (559 amino acids)
Molecular function (GO): 4-coumarate-CoA ligase activity
Source: RefSeq, a predicted model, not a curated record
GCCAGCAGAUCGGAUAGCUUAAUUAAUCAGAUCUCCGUCGCAACUUCACCUCCUAAGCCUAAUUAAAGAGAAAAGACAAAAAACAGACGGAGAAGCCAUGAUCAGCGUCUCCUCCUCUCAACAUGACAAUUCCCCGUCAGCACCACCGUCACCACCGCCGGAGACCGUCAUAUUCCGCUCCAGACUACCCGACAUUCCCAUCUCCAACCACCUACCGCUGCACACCUACUGCUUCGAAAAACUCUCAGACUUCGCCGACAACCCCUGUCUCAUUUCGGGCACCUCCGGCCGAGUCUAUACCUUCGCCGAAACCCACCUUCUCUCGCGCCGCACAGCCGCCGGCCUCUCCUCCCUCGGCAUUAAACAAGGUGAUGUAAUCCUCCUCCUCCUCCAAAACUGCCCUGAAUUCGCCUUCGCCUUCAUGGGCACCUCUUUCCUCGGCGCCGCCGCCACCGCGGCCAAUCCAUUCUGCACUCCAGCGGAAAUUCACAAGCAAUUCAAAACCUCCGGGGCUAAACUCAUCAUCACCCACUCCAUCUUCGUCGAUAAGCUCCAAACUGGAACAACGGUGAUCACCGUCGAUGACCCACCGCCGGAAAAAUCCUGCCUUCCGUUCACCGUUCUCUCCGACGCCAACGAGUCUGAACUUGCUGAACUAAAUUCUAUAUCCCCCGACGACACGGUGGCGCUUCCUUUCUCGUCCGGAACGACGGGUCUGCCAAAAGGGGUGAUGUUAACUCACCGGAGCAUGAUAACGAGCAUCGCGCAACAAGUAGAUGGAGAAAAUCCGAAUCUUUUUCUGAAAAGUGAUGACGUUGUGCUCUGUGUUCUUCCCCUGUUUCACAUAUUUUCUCUCAACUUUACUUUGCUUUGCUCGCUGAGAUCGGGUGCGGCGGUUGUGACAAUGCCGAAGUUCGAGAUUGAAGCAAUGCUGAGACUGAUACAGAAGCAUAAGGUGACGGCGACGGCGGUGGUGCCGCCGCUAGUGUUAGCUUUGGCGAAAAGUCCUCUGCUGGAGAGCUUUGAUUUGAAUUCUAUAAGAAUUGUACUAUCGGGGGCGGCGCCGCUCGGGAAGGAGCUCCAGACCGCGCUAUGCCGCCGGCUGCCGCACGCAGUCUUCGGCCAGGGCUAUGGGAUGACUGAGGCCGGGCCGGUGAUAUCGAUGUGCCCGGCCUUCGCGAAGCAGCCGACGGAGGCGAAGUCGGUCUCCUGCGGCACUGUAGUUCGCAACGCUGAGCUCAAAGUGAUAGACACUGAAAGUGGAUUCUCCCUUGGACGAAACAAUCCUGGCGAGAUUUGCAUCCGAGGAGCCCAAAUCAUGAAAGGUUAUAUGAAUGACCCAGAAGCCACGUUAGCAAUAAUAGACGUGGAGGGUUGGCUACACACAGGCGACGUCGGCUACGUGGAUGAUGAUGAUGAGAUUUAUAUUGUUGAUCGGGUUAAAGAGCUAAUCAAAUUUAAAGGCUUUCAGGUGCCUCCAGCAGAACUCGAAGCCCUUCUACUAAGCCAUCCAUUCAUUGCUGAUGCUGCCGUUGUCCCGCAAAAUGACGAAGUCGCUGGUGAAGUUCCUGUUGCUUUCAUUGUUCAAUCCAAAGACACUGAACUCACUGAAGAAACUGUAAAAGAGUUCAUAGCCAAACAGGUGGUGUUCUACAAAAGAUUGCAUAAAGUGUACUUUGUUCAUGCCAUUCCAAAAUCACCUUCAGGGAAGAUAUUGAGAAAGGAAUUGAGAUCCAGAUUGGCUAAUGCUUCUUCCUUAUCAGCACCACCACAUUGAGCAAUUACUGUAUUUAUAAUUGUUAGGAACCAGCCUUAUGCGCAUUAUAUUAUCAUGGAAUUCUAAAUGGAAUAUUAUUUUGGUGAUCUUAGAUGUUUAUUUAUA